This is a messenger RNA of Myotis lucifugus (little brown bat), 3940 nucleotides long. RefSeq names its product N-terminal EF-hand calcium binding protein 2 (gene NECAB2). Gene Ontology annotation, cellular component: cytoplasm. NCBI's taxonomy places the organism in Eukaryota, Metazoa, Chordata, Mammalia, Chiroptera, Vespertilionidae. Gene Ontology annotation, biological process: regulation of amyloid precursor protein biosynthetic process. The record is from RefSeq and is a predicted model, not a curated record. The transcript has 13 exons. Gene Ontology annotation, molecular function: calcium ion binding. Bases 1 to 1515 code for a protein of 504 amino acids.
AUGCCCCCAGGAGGGAAGGGGGUGCCCCGAAGUGGCAGUGGCGGUGGAAGCCCAGGGAGUGGGCGCCGAGUCCGGCAGCUGGAGCCAGCAGAGGGCGCUCGGGUCUCGUCGGACACCACGCUCCGGCCCCUGCGGCGGCGCCCAGAGGGGGGCCGGGGCGCUGGGCGGGGCUGCUGCGCUUGGGUGGGCGCCAGGAUGGGGGAGCCGCGGGUGCCGCUGGUCCCCGACGCCCCCGACGCCCCCGACGCCCUCGCUGUGGACCCCGGCCCCUGCCCGGGCCCCGCCUCGCCGCGCGGGGGCACCGCUGUCAUCCUGGACAUUUUCCGCCGCGCGGACAAAAAUGACGAUGGGAAGCUGUCCCUGGAGGAGUUCCAGCUCUUCUUUGCAGACGGCGUCCUCAACGAGACGGAGCUGGAGGGUCUCUUCCACACCAUCGACUCGGACAACACCAACCACGUGGACACCAAGGAGCUGUGUGAUUACUUUGUGGACCACAUGGGGGACUAUGAGGACGUCUUGGCCUCCCUGGAGACCUUGAACCAUUCUGUCCUGAAGGCCAUGGGCUACACCAAGAAGACCCUCUGGUUUGACCUGCAGCAGCGCCUCUCAGAUGAAGACGGCACUAACAUGCAUCUGCAGCUGGUCCGGCAGGAGAUGGCCGUGUGUCCUGAGCAGCUCAGCGAGUUCCUGGACUCGCUGCGACAGUACCUGCGGGGCACCGCUGGGGGCCAGGAGCUGCUUCCAGUGACCUGCUGUGUUUUCCUGCCCAUCCAGAGACACCCCACUCCCAAAACCCAAUCAGUGCCUCAUUCUGCUGCAGCUACAGACUUAGAUGCACCAAGCUGCUCCGAUGACCUUCAUCUGUCGCAAAGCAUCGCCGCUGGGAGGCUGUCGGACGGCUUCACCUUCGUGGUCUACGAGUUCUGGGAGACAGAGGAGGAGUGGAAGAGGGCCCCACAGGUCAGCCUUCCUGGGGCCUCGCCUUCUUAUCUUCACAUGAGGCUAAACCCCACGGCUAAGCCCACAUCAGGUGCUUCAGCCUCAAGGGCUCACCAGUGCCCUGUGGGUUACAGGCACCUGCAGAGCCCCGUGUGCAAGGCGUUCCGGCACAUCAAGGUGGACACGCUGAGCCAGCCGGAGGCCCUCUCCAGGAUCUCGGUGCCAGCUGCCAGGAAUUGUAGUCCACAGAUGGGUGCUCAACAUCAGUGCCAGCUGCCUGGUGCACGAUGGGCCGAGACUGACCUGCUCCCCAACGCCCUGCGGACGAGCCUGGCACCCUUCCUCUCUUCUUAUAAAGGUCGCCCCCUCUUUUCUAGAAACUUUGGAUAUGAGCGGUCUUUUCCAUAUACUUCCAAACAAGAAUGUAUUUUCCCACUGUUCGAAGUGAAGGCAAACCCCCCUCCCCCCGCAUCCUCACAUCGCCCACCGCACCGGCCUUCUCUGGCCUCACUCCUCGCAGGCCACCCCUCUCCCUCCGUCUCUUCCACUCCUGGUCUACAUUCCUCUACCUGGUAGGAGUCAACACCCUGUAGUGCCCAACCUAGGCCUGUGCCAAGUCUGCACACGGCAGUAGAGCCCACGUAGCCAGUGCCAUACGAGGCAAACAGCCGCCGCUGGGAUAAGCACAAAAUAAACUCCCGUUGGGAACCGUCACGUGCUGUGUUUCUGCUUCCUGUUUCCUAGUUGAUAACAGCUGGAGGAGUGAAGCCACUGGGGUGCAUGGGGCCCUCAUGAGCCAUGACACCUGGACCAAGUCACCCUGAGACUCAAUUUUCUUAUCUGCAAAAUAGAGGCACUAACCCUAUUUUGACAAAUAAGUCUGUGCCCGGCACCAAGUUCAGGGUCCUCAGACCAUCCCCAGUGUCAGCCGUUCAUUAGGACUGAACUCAUCGAAGCCAUGAGACCACGAUCACAGAUGAUGGCAACAAAGGGAAGCGUCAGACACCAGGGACAGGUCCGGGAGACGCCAGGCGCAGAGCCCACACUUACGUCCUCCCAGUGGCAGGUAUAGAAAGCGACUUUCUCCCUCACUAACGGGCGACAGAGUUUCACAGAGCAUUGCCAACCAGGGUGCUCACGGACCUCGGUGAUGGGAGUUCAUUGGGCCCAGCCCCUCUGAAGGUCGGGCUGAUGGCACAAGGCCCCAGAGGUCACCUCCCAGGAGCUGGGCACAAAGGCCAGACCUCAGGGCACAGUUAAUCGGGCACACCUGUCCAUCUGCUCUUCCAACAAGACAUGACGUGAGAUGACAGUUAAGUCCUAUUCUGGAACCUUUGUGACAUCCCUGCUUCUAUUUCCCUGUCCUGGGUAUCAGGAAAGACAUCAUACACAAUCUCAAGGCGCAAAGGAGGCAGAAUGGAGAGCAGGCAGGUGGGGGACAGCCACUAAGAGCAGCAGAGGCUGGGGAGGAGGAGGAGGAGGAAGGAGACAGGCCUUAACCUGGUAGCGGAGAGUUGGGCCCAGUGGGAGCCCUGGGGAGGCGGGACCACGGAUGUGCGUCUUUCCACCUCCUGCUCCAGCCUGGAGCAGCCAGCCUGUGAAACGUGCUGUGAUUAAAGCCAUCACACUGGGCGAGGUCCCUGCCCACGCUGCCUCCUCUGGCUGCCUGGAACCUUGACGCCCCUGCCACCUCCUCAUAAGGUUUGAUGCCGACGGCUCACUCAAUAGCAGUAACACAAAGCACAACACGGGCUUGUAGGAAGAGUGAAAUGCAAAUUCGGGUCCCAGCGGUGCAUCUCUGAGCCAACUUUCCUGGCAACCAGCCUCUCAGAGCCUCUCGUCCUCAUCUGUGAAGUGGGGAGAAGACCCCUAUGACGAUAAGGAACUGCCUUACUCGUGAGAAGGCCACUGCACUGGGCCCUGCUGGCGGCAUCGGCAGGCAUAACAGCUGCCCCAGCCCACCUCACCCAGAAGCUGGGACUGUUCCAAUCAGCUCAGCUAUUUAAAAAGUACUAUUCACAGGGGGGCUGAGGCUCUUCGGGGUGCAGCUGAGGAACACUGCCAGCUGGGCAUGCUCCACUUCCACACAUCACACCGCCCGCCCGAACUCUCCCCACAUUGUAGCAUCUCUGCUGAUUGCAGCCCACAAGCAACUUAGAGCCUCCUCGAUUCCGAGUGGGUGGAAACGGGCUCUGAAGAGAACAAAUUUCAACCCUAAAAGGUAUGAGAGCUCCCACUUAAUUUACACUAUGGAGUGAGGCACUUGGGAGGCAGUGACUCCCUCAGCGCUGCCUACGCCAUCCUAUGAUCAGCAGGUGAGGAAAUGGAGACAGAGAGGGCAAGUCACUCACAGAGGUCACACAGCCGGUGGGUCACUUAUAUCCAAACCCAGAGCUAUCUGUCCCCAGCCAUAUAUCCUCACCCCUGCACCACACAACAUAGAUAUGUGGGGAGAAACAACUCCAGAUGCGAACAUUAAAAUCCCAAUCGGCUUCUUCAAAGACCAUUACCAUAUGACCCAGCAGGUCCACUCCUAGGUAUGUCUGUAUGUACGGUACCCAAGGGAAUUGAAAAGACGCAUUAAAGCAAAUGUGCACGAAUGUUCCUGGCAGCACUAUUCCCAACAACCAAAAGGUGGAAGCAACCCGGAUGCCUACAACUGCAGGAGGAGAAACGGAACGUGCUCGAUCCACACAAUGGAAUGUUACUCAGCCACGAAGAGGAAGGAAGCUCUGACACACUGCAACACAGAUGAGCCUUGGGAACAUUCUAAGUGAAAGGAACUGGACACCCCAUUCAUACAAAAUGUCUAGAAGACUUAAACCGAUAGAAGCAGACUCCCGGUUGCAGGGGCUGGGGGAAGAGGAAGCAGGGCGUGACUGCUAAUGGGCACGUGGCUUUGGGAUGGUGCAAAUGUUUUGGAACUAGACACAGGUGGUGGUUACACAACAUUGUGGAUGUACUAAAUGCCACUGCAUGGUACACUAAAGCGGUUAAUUCU